AUGGGUUCCUGGGCAUCCAAAAUGUGGCACCUUCUCCUGAAACGGCCGAGUUCACGAUCGCAACUUCACCUUCGCAACCCUCUCUCCCUCGCACUCGUCCCACUACCACCGACCACCACGGCACAUCCGCACCCUACCCUCUUCAGGAACGGAGAAACGCCGCCAAGAUGAGCGGCCUUGCACCCAAGCAGCAGUCGCUCAAGAUCUUUGAGAAGUUGAAGUCCAAGUCGGCAAACAAGGUGUGCUUCGACUGCGGCCAGAAGAACCCGACCUGGACCUCGGUUCCCUUGGGCAUCUACCUGUGCCUCGACUGCUCUGCCAACCAUCGCAACCUCGGCGUCCACAUUUCCUUUGUCCGGUCUACCAACCUCGACCAAUGGCAAUGGGAGCAGCUGCGUGUUAUGAAGGUUGGCGGCAAUGAGUCGGCCACCAAGUUCUUCCAGUCCAACGGCGGCUCGGCCGCCCUGAACAGCAAGGACCCCAAGACAAAGUACACGUCGGCCGCCGCGACCAAGUACAAGGAGGAGCUCAAGAAGAGGGCCGCGAGGGAUGCCAAGGAGUACCCUGAGGAGGUGGUCAUCAACGACAAUGCCGAGGGCGCCGAGAGUGGAGAUACCCCCGUGGAAGACGACGACGACUUCUUCUCCUCGUGGAGCAGGCCCGCGGUUAAGAAGCUGAGCCCGCCCAUCUCACGGACCGCCACGCCGCCGGUGGUCGGGCGCACCCCGUCCCCCUUCCUAAAUGCGCAGAACGGCAAGGACACGACGCGCUCCCCGUCACCGCUCGCCAAGGGCAACGAGGGCGCGGCGAAGCCUGCCUCCAGCCGCAUUAUCACCUCGGCCGCGAUCAAGUCAAGCACGACAGGCCCGCGCAAGGCCAACAUCCUCGGCGCCAAGAAGGUGACCUCGAAACUGGGCGCUAAGAAGCUCGGCGGCGACGUCAUGAUCGACUUCGACGAGGCCGAGAAGAAGGCCAAGGAGGAGGCCGAGCGCAUCGAGAAGCUCGGGUACGACCCCGACGCCGACGAGGAGGCGCCCGCGGCGUCCAAGGCCGCCAGCAAGACCGAGUCGGCCAUCGUCUCGCCCACCCCCGUCAGCCCCGCGCGCGGCGGCUACUCGCACUCGCGGCAGAAGUCGGCCGCCGAGGUCGAGCGCCUCGGCAUGGGCAUGAACCGGCUCGGGUUCGGCCAGGUCGGCAAGCCCGCCGGCGCCGCCGCUGCUGCGAAGAAGGGCACCGCCGGUGGGUUCGGCUCGGUCGGGCCCGUCAAGGCGGCUGCUGAGGACGACGGCGAGAACUACGCGCGCAAGAAGUUCGGCACGCAGCGGGCCAUCUCGUCGGACGAGUUCUUCGGCAAGGGCAUGUUCGAGUCGGGCGCCCAGGCCGAGGCCCAGUCGCGCCUGCAGGGGUUCGAGGGCGCCCAGUCCAUCUCCAGCAACGCCUACUUCGGCCGCCCCGAGACCGACGACAUGGGCGGCGGCGGCGGCGGCGGCGAGGACUAUGGCGACCUCGAGUCUACCGCCAAGGACUUUGUUCGCCGCUUUGGUAUCACCGCCGCGGAUGAUCUGGAUAAUCUGUCGCAGCUCGUUGGGGAGGGGGCUGGAAGGCUGCAGGGUGCUAUUAGGGCUUAUUUGGGGAGUUAGAGGGUGGUUGUGGAUGUGUUGGAGGGGGGGGCUGACUGGAUGGG
Messenger RNA from Chaetomium fimeti, 1684 nucleotides. RefSeq lists its product as uncharacterized. The record is from RefSeq and is a predicted model, not a curated record. Gene Ontology annotation, molecular function: GTPase activator activity. Lineage: Eukaryota; Fungi; Ascomycota; Sordariomycetes; Sordariales; Chaetomiaceae. Gene Ontology annotation, biological process: COPI coating of Golgi vesicle. The coding region runs from base 168 to 1640 and encodes 490 amino acids. The transcript has 5 exons.